GCAAGACACCGAGGGGGCAGGGGGACAGCCAGGAAGCUCAGCAAGAGGAUCUACAAUUUUUUUGUGUAACACAGAGAGAAAAAAAAGCUGACUUAUAAAAAGAUUUGACAAAUGACGAAGAGCAGGAAAAUGUGAUGGUGUGAAAGUUCAGGCAGUGCUGGAAACUUUCAGAGGAUUAGUAAAACUGAAGAGGAAGGGAGGACGCACAUAAAGGACGACCACACCGACUCACUGUCUCUGUUCAGGGAUCGCAGCACGAGAGGGCAAUAAUGGAGCUGCCAAUGACACUUCCUGUAUUCCUACUUCUCAUGUCCCUCAGUGUUGUCUGGGCAUGUCCGGAUGGAUGCCAAUGUAAAGAAAGCACGGUCCAAUGUUUUGGCCUGUCAGACUUCCCCAUGCCGCUGCCGUCAUCUGCCACCAAACUCUAUUUCACAACAUGCCGUUUUAACUCUCUGGAGCCAGAACACAUGACGAAUUCGUUGGAUGUGUUGCUGAUUAAAAAUUCUCUUUUGAGGGAAGUGCGCCCUGGCACAUUUGAUUCAACACCACAUAUCGGGUCCUUAGUGUUAACUGGUACCCAACUGCAGGAUCUGCCAGAAGCCUUGUUGAAAAAUCUGCAGAAACUUGAGACUCUGACACUAAGUAUCAACAAGCUCUUAGUACUUCGCCCUCAGUGGUUUUCCCUGUUGACCGAGCUUAGAAGACUUGACCUUAGUAAGAAUAUUUUCACUGCAGUACCUGUGGAAACUUUUCAUCCACUGAAACAGUUGAGCUACCUUUCCCUUUCUGGUAACAAAAUUAGUCAGCUAUCUAGAGAAACCUUUAAGGGUCUUUCUCAGAUUAUAACUUUACGCCUUAAUAAAAACAUGCUACAUGAGCUUCAAGUUGGUACUUUGGAUGACCUUGUAAACCUGGGAGAGCUGUCACUACAAGACAAUCAAAUCACUCACCUCCACCGUGACCUGUUCUCCAAGACUCCAAAACUCCAGAAGCUGUUUCUCUCCAACAACAAGCUCACAUCUCUCCCAGAAGGGAUCUUCCUAAACUUGCCAAAUCUUUCCCAGAUCUCCCUGUAUGAAAACCAGCUGGAGACUCUGGGUCCAAGGGUGUUUGGGCCCAUGGCCCUUCAAGAGUUGUGGCUGUAUGACAACAAGCUGAGUCGUGUGGAAGAUGACACGUUCAGGAACCUGACUCAGUUACGCCUCCUGGUCCUCAGUCGUAACCGGAUUAGUUAUGUAUCCACCAGUGCAUUUAGAGGAUUGGAACAGCUGGGAGAGGUAUCCCUGCACACCAAUCUGAUCACGACCCUGCAAGCUGGGACUUUCCAGGUGCUACCUAAACUGGUCAACAUUUCUCUGGAACAUAACUUCAUCAAGUUCCUCCCACAUGGUUUCCUUCAGGGUCUGACCCACCUGGGACAGAUAGACCUGCGAAACAAUUCCCUCCCUAACCUACCACAGGAGAGUUUAGACGCCCUCACUGCAUCAAAGGAAGUACUCCUUCAGCAAAAUCCCUGGAGGUGUGACAAGGAUAUUCUGCCACUUAGGGACUGGUUGAAGCAGCACCCAUCAAAGACCAACCAAAGCCUUGUGCUCUGUGACACUCCUUCCAGUCUGAAUGGCGAGAUGAUUGCUUUGCUGGCAGAUGAGAACCUGGUAUCUCUCAGCUCUACUCAGGAGCCCGUGCUGACCUCAACAGAGAAAAGGAGGAGGCCACACACACCUCCAGCCAAAAGAAGCACUCCCUCACCUGCUGUCAAGACGACCCCCACCUCAGAGUAUGAAGAGGUAACCAGCAGUGGACAAGGGAAUAAUGGAACCAUUUCUCGUGAUAUUUCAAUCACCCUAAUUGUCAUCGCAGUAGUGUGCACUGUCAUCAUCAGCACUGUAAUUAUCAGCUGUAUUUGCUGGAGGAGAAAUAAGAGUGGCAAAGGGAAUAUAGGCCGCAGGAGUAAAAACUCUGUGCUGUAGACUGCAAUUCAGACAAAGCACACUAAGAACUUUUAAAGGGCGACUUUGAAAAGUUGGUAAUCGAGCCUCAAAGACACCAGAAAGUUCAUUAGCUUUCAGUUUUAUUCUUCAGAUUUACCCCUCAGUGUGUCUUCCUGACUGUGCUUCUUUGAAAAAAGAGAUGCCAUCUUAAAUACUAACUGUAACAACAAACGCCUUAACGACUUUUGGCCAACCUGGACAUAUUUGUGAACAUAAACUGAAACAUGCUUCGUUUGUUGUGUUAACCUCCCCACCGACUUUUUUUUCAUUAACAAUUGUUGCAGCUUGACAGCUGAUUUUGUGCUAACAACCCAACAUUUAGCAAACAGUUGAACUUCUUUGCAAAAGGGCUACAAUAGACAUACAAAAGAUGUAAUAUGGAGUUUACUAUACUACACAUCACGCUUCAACAGCCGGAAUAAAUGCAACACUUCUAGUGAGAGCAUGUGCACACUGUGUCUCUUAUUUACUGAGCUUCACUAGUCAUCCUAUGUUUGACAGGUCUGACAUUAUUUAUAUAAGUAUAUGGCAUUACAUUGUUUCAUGUUUGAAUUCUUGUUAUAAUGACUUUAAACACAUAUGAAAGUUUUCAGCAUGACACUGACAUAGUGGGUUGUACAUUUAAUAAAAUAUUUUAAAAAAAAGAA
Messenger RNA from Oreochromis aureus, 2638 nucleotides. It is a transcript of the gene lrrc15, whose product is annotated as leucine rich repeat containing 15. Gene Ontology annotation, molecular function: protein binding. The coding region runs from base 270 to 1970 and encodes 566 amino acids. Gene Ontology annotation, cellular component: extracellular matrix. The record is from RefSeq and is a predicted model, not a curated record. The transcript has 2 exons. Lineage: Eukaryota; Metazoa; Chordata; Actinopteri; Cichliformes; Cichlidae.